AUGUCGUCUCAGGAAGGUCGCCAAUCUCCCCCUCCCGAGUCUCAGACCGGCCGCCAACAGAACGAUGCGCCUGGCUCUGGGCAAGGUGUCAAUAAAGUCAACGUCGACGACAAGAAGGGCGAGAUGGGAGAUCAACUCAAAAACUUAUCUUCGAACCCUAAGGGUCCACUUGACGAGGCGCUUGCAGCCAAAUUCUCCAAGGAUACAGAGCCGCAAGCGAAGUAG
Molecule: messenger RNA, 225 nt
Organism: Pseudomassariella vexata
Lineage: Eukaryota; Fungi; Ascomycota; Sordariomycetes; Amphisphaeriales; Pseudomassariaceae
Exons: 2
Coding region: 1-225 (74 amino acids)
Source: RefSeq, a predicted model, not a curated record